AUGUCAUUACACGUGACCGAAACCGAGUCGGAGGGAAUAUCGUUUGGCCGACUUACCAAAUCUAAAAGAAAUAUUAUUGAAAGCAGAUUUAAAAAAAAAAACGACGACCUUGAGGAGGAGGAGCUUUACAGGUCGACGGCUGAAAGUGAUUCGGAAUAUAAGAAGAAGGAGAAGAAGCAGGGAAGAAGAGGAAAAAUGGAAACAGCACAGGACCACGCGAAGAAGCGGAAGCGAAAGCACAAAAGCUCUGAAGGGAAGAGCGCAAAGCCGCACCAGCAAGAGCCAGAGGCGGUAGAAGCAGAAUCACAAACGCCUACCAAGAAGCAAAAAGUCGACCAGCACGACGACGAUGGCGAGCAGCUUGAUGGCGAACACAUUGAGAAUGGCGUUGAGGCCGGAAAGGAUGUACCUGCCCUGCCGUCCGCGGAUACAAUGGCGCUUCCUACACAGGAGGCCGUGUCGAAUAAAUUCAGCGACCUUUCGCUGUCAGAGCCAACGGUCAAGGCGAUUGCCGGCAUGGGCUUUACGACCAUGACCGAGAUACAGCAGCGAGGUAUUCCGCCUUCGUUGGCGGGCCGGGAUAUACUGGGCGCAGCGAAGACGGGGUCGGGAAAGACGUUGGCGUUUUUGAUACCUGCCGUGGAGAUAUUGCGGUCGUUGAAGUUUAAGCCUAGAAAUGGGACUGGUGCGCUUAUUAUUACACCGACGCGAGAGCUGGCGCUACAGAUCUUUGGCGUUGCGAGGGAGCUGAUGGAGCACCAUUCGCAGACGUAUGGGGUGGUGAUUGGCGGUGCAAACAGGCGUGCUGAGGCGGAGAAGCUGAACAAGGGCGUUAAUGUGCUGAUUGGGACUCCCGGGCGGCUGCUGGACCAUCUGCGGUCGACGGAGGGGUUUGUCUUUAAGAACCUGAAGACUCUUGUCAUUGACGAGGCGGACCGAAUUCUCGAAGUCGGAUUCGAAGACGAGCUACGACAGAUCAUAUCGAUCCUGCCCAAGGAGGACAGACAGACGAUGCUGUUCUCCGCAACCCAGACGACCAAAGUGGAGGAUCUCGCACGCAUAUCCCUGAAGCCUGGCCCGCUGUACAUCAACGUCGACCACAAGAAGGAGCACAGCACGGUCGACGGGGUGGAGCAGGGAUUUAUAAUCUGCGAAGCCCACAAGCGGUUCCUGCUGCUGUUCUCGUUCCUGAAGAAAAACGCGAAGAAGAAGAUUAUUGUCUUCUUUUCCAGCUGCAACUCCGUCAAGUACUACUCUGAGCUGCUGAAUUAUAUCGAUUUGCCGGUGCUCAGUCUGCACGGGAAGCUGAAGCAGCAGAAGCGAACGAACACGUUUUUUGAGUUCUGCAACUCGGCACAGGGCACACUUAUCUGUACCGACGUUGCUGCCAGAGGCCUAGAUAUUCCGGCAGUGGACUACAUUGUGCAACUUGAUCCGCCUGACGACCCAUCGGAGGUAGGCUUCAUCAACCAUCUGAGAGAGGCUCGGGUGCCUGUGGUAGAGUUUGAGUUUCCUACCAAGCACAUUAUCAACAUCCAGUCGCAGCUGGAGAAGCUGAUCAGCCAGAACUACUACCUCAACCAGUCUGCGAAAGAAGGGUACAGGUCGUAUCUGCAUGCGUAUGCAUCGCACUCUCUGCGGUCUGUGUUUGACGUGAACAAGCUGGACCUGGUCAAGGUGGCCAAGAGCUACGGCUUUACUACGCCGCCGCGGGUGGACAUUACGCUGGGAGCGAGCAUGAGCCGGGACAAGAAGGUGCAGGCACGACGGACACGUGAUGUUGAUGUCAGCAAAGAAACGACGACGAGAAGAAGAGAGAGAAGAAAGAGAGAGAAGAAAGCCAUUGAGCCACGACGAAGCACGAUGGUGGCCGUCAGCACAGCCUUUGCCUCGCGGCAGCUCUUCUCGACCCAUCUGCACUUCCUCCGGGAGUCUCUAAUGGGCAGCAACAGCAAUAGCAACAACAACGAUGAUAAAGUCGAGCGCUUCUCGUCAGCAGAUCUAUCAUCAGCCAGAAUCUCUCACCGUCCUCCAGCCGUGAAAAAGGGAUCCCUUGGAACCGGCUCUAUCUUUUCCGACGGCGAGGUAUCGACAUCCGGUCCCACGCCUAAACGGCCCCCGAAGAAAGAAGAUGCUGCUGCUACCCAAGAUGCAGAGCACUCUACUGCUCUCGUCGACCGGAACCGAGACACGAUAUCACGUACUCUGAUACCGCAUCCUGAACGACGAGCCCGAUGGGAGAGGAAGAUGGUCAUCCGAGCCGUCAAGAACCGCGGCCAACUUACGCGGGAAGAAGUGAUUCAGCAGAGUGAGCGAGAGCUGCAGAGUCGAUCGCACUGGUUCAAGACGUCGGUGAAGAAGUUGGGUCCGCUUGCAAGACAGAUUGCAGGCAAGAAAGUCGAGGAUGCGAUUAUGCAGAUGAGAUAUAGUAAGAAGAAGGCGGCGAGGGAUGUGUUGGCGUUUCUUGAGCAGGCGAGGAAUGAGGCUAUUGUUAGUCGAGGGAUGGGGAUUAAGUCGGAGGCUGAUGGAGAUAGGGGUCAAGAGGUGGAGAUCAAGUUGAAGGAUGGCAAGAGGUAUACUGUCCGGGAUGAGAGGGAGAUAUAUGUUGACCAGGCGUGGGUGAACCGGGGCCCUUAUGGAGUGGACUUUGACCACCGGGCGAGGGGACAGAUUAAUAGGCUGCGCCCACCGUACACUGCGUUGGCGGUGGUGUUGAAGGAGGAGAAGACGCGGGUGAGGGAGUGGCGGGAUCGGACGGAGAAGGCACUGAGGGAGAGAAGGGAGAAGUUGUGGGUGCAGAUGCCUGACCGGCGGGUUACAGGGCAGAGCCAGUACUAUUCUUGGUAA
Molecule: messenger RNA, 2847 nt
Organism: Trichophyton verrucosum HKI 0517
Lineage: Eukaryota; Fungi; Ascomycota; Eurotiomycetes; Onygenales; Arthrodermataceae
Exons: 9
Coding region: 1-2847 (948 amino acids)
Biological process (GO): translation; maturation of LSU-rRNA from tricistronic rRNA transcript (SSU-rRNA, 5.8S rRNA, LSU-rRNA)
Cellular component (GO): nucleolus; ribosome
Molecular function (GO): ATP binding; structural constituent of ribosome; nucleic acid binding
Source: RefSeq, a predicted model, not a curated record